UAUAAAUUGUUUUAAGGUAUCCACAAUAUAAGUAGGCAACUACAAGUAUCAGGUUAAGUACUGAAAAUGUUAGUCUCGCCCUCGCCCGCUUGCUUACCUAGCAUUUAGUGCAGUAGAUUCUCCUAAAGAAACUAUUUACCUCAACCUCAGCUAACAUUACUACUGGCAAACAUCUAUAAUUUACAACGAUGGAUUCAUCAUCUGAUGAAGAAGAGGUACUGAAACUUGCGCAGUCAGUCGAUAAGGAAUUUUUAAAUGAUUUUAUGUUCAAGGGGGAGCCAAAUGAUGGUGAAUCUACAAAUGUAAUAUCCAAACAUUUGCCAUCUUUGAGAUAUUCCAAUGCUGACGGUGUUUACCAACAUAAUAUUAACGGACUUGAUGUCACUCCAGAGUUCCAAAAAUAUGUAGCCAAACAUCUUUCGAAAAUGUUGGACCAAAAUUUGAAAGAAGUAGAUUUAACAAGAAAACUAGGUAUAGUGAAAAGAAAAACAAGUGAAGAACACAUAGGUGUAAGACUGCUUUACUCGUCUCAUAAAUUCAUUUCCACUGAAAAGGUAGUUGACACAAGUGGAGCUCACAAUGCAAAUUACAAGAAACAAGCUAGGCCUAAAGACAUUGACAGUGAAGAAGAAAAUAAUCGAGUGUCGCAAUCAGCCGUGAGUUCAGAAUGGAUUUUGAGCGGAGAAGCCGUGAAAGGCUGGGUUAAAAGUACCAAAGGUGUAGUGAUACCAGGUGUCCUUAAAGAAAAUGUUAAAGACAAUGGACCUAAAAAAAGUAAAAAGUGAAACUUCAGUCAGAUCUGAUAGAAUUUUCUGUUAUAAUUUAACCAUUGCCUUUAUUGAAGCAUAGGGUGAAUAAUGGUUUGUUUGAAACUUAUUUUGUAAAUUAUACUGGCCUAUUUGUUUAGUUUCAAUAAAUUAAAUUCAACAAAUUAGUAUCUGUGUUUAAAUUAAUGUAGGACCUAAAUCUUAAGACUAAUAUGCUAGGCUAUCGAGUUACAAUGUUUAUGAUCAGGCACUAAGUUAUUGGGGACAGCAGUUGAUUCCAUUAACCUCCAAGUUAUAGUCUUACUUUGGCUUUAUAGAAAUAAUUUUACUGCCACACAUUGUUAUCAGCUCAAUCCCAUUGUGGUCAAGCAGCAGUAAGGUGACACAUCAGUGCAAGCGCUGAUUGAUUUAUAUGCAUGUAAGUUAGGUCUCAUUCUUUGAAGAUGCGAUCAAA
This is a messenger RNA of Macrosteles quadrilineatus (aster leafhopper), 1221 nucleotides long. RefSeq lists its product as uncharacterized. NCBI's taxonomy places the organism in Eukaryota, Metazoa, Arthropoda, Insecta, Hemiptera, Cicadellidae. Bases 189 to 785 code for a protein of 198 amino acids. Gene Ontology annotation, biological process: Wnt signaling pathway. The record is from RefSeq and is a predicted model, not a curated record. The transcript has a single exon.